Molecule: messenger RNA, 2706 nt
Organism: Rana temporaria (common frog)
Lineage: Eukaryota; Metazoa; Chordata; Amphibia; Anura; Ranidae
Product: keratin, type I cytoskeletal 10-like
Exons: 8
Coding region: 70-2250 (726 amino acids)
Molecular function (GO): structural molecule activity
Source: RefSeq, a predicted model, not a curated record
ACUGCUGUGCUUCAUUGUGCUUUGACAAUCGCAUCUUCUCUCUUAAUCUACAUUUCUCUCUUGAAGAAAAUGUCUUACAGAAAUUCAACCCACCAGGAAUCCCAUGGGAAUUCAACAUCAAGCAGGUCUUUCAGACAUAGUGAAGACUGUGAAGAUAGAGGUGAUCAGCAUACAUCUUCUGGUGUCCACAAUGAUGAGCACAUUACUGGUCCUAGAGGUAAUACCCAAAGACAUCCAAGUGCUAGAAACACUUCUGGAGGACACUAUGGUGAGGAACAUGCUUAUGGUGGUUCAGUGCAGAGCCAUAACGAAUUAUCUAAUUACAGAAAUGACCACAGAAGAAGUGUAGUCUCUGGGUCUGAUCGUGGUUAUGGAAAUGACUCAUUUGGAAAUCAGAAAGGUGGUUCGAGUGGUGUAUCUGGAAGUGGUUAUUCUCGUGUUCACUCAAGUGGUGGUUCUAGCAUUUCCAGGGCAGGGCAAAGUGGAGCUCAAGGUGGUAGCUCUGGUGGAUAUACUGGUGGCUCUGGUGAAGGUCAUAGUGGAGACUAUGACAGUGCUUCUAGGAGACAUGAUGCAGUAUCCAGGGGUGGACAAAGUGGAAGCAAGGGUAGCAGUUCUGGUGGAUAUACAGGUGACUCUAGUGGAGGUCAUAUUGGAGAAUAUGACAGUGGUUCUAGGAGACAUGAUGCAGUGUCCAGAGGGGGACAAAUUGGAAGCCAUGAUGGCAGCUCUGGUGGAUAUACAGGUGGCUCUAGUGGAGGUAAUAGUGGAGGUCAUGACAGUGGAUCCAGGGGAUAUGCUGGUGCUUCUAGAGGUGUGCAAGGUGGAAGUCAUGGUGGCAUUUCUGGUGGAUAUACAAGUGGUUCUUCCAGUGGAGGGCAAAGUGGAGGCUAUGGAGACAGCUCCAGAGGACAUAAUAGCAGCUCUAGGGGAUCUACUGGUGUAGGGGGUGGUAAUUCUGGUGGGCAGAAUGGAGGCCAUAGUGGUGGUUUUAGCAGUAGGUCAACAGGUGGCUUUUCUAACAGAAAUUCAGCUAACCAUCAAGGCUUCGGAGGAAAUUCUGGGCAAAGAGUAAGCUUUAGCAAUUGUUCCCUUGGAGAAGUUAGCCAUCAUCAAGCUGGAGGAAAGGAAACCAUGCAGAAUCUUAACUCUCGCUUGGCUACCUAUAUGGACAGAGUGCGCGCUCUAGAAGACUCUAAUGCAGAACUUGAGAUUAAGAUAAGAAACUGGUAUGACACCCAUAAACUUCAAAAAGUCGAUUACACCAAAUAUUACAAGACCAUUGAAGAACUUAAAAAUAAGAUGUUUUCUUUUAAUUUGGAUAAUAAUCAUCUCACUGUGCAAAAUGACAAUGCUCGACUGGCUGCGGAUGAUUUCAAAGUGAAGUACGAAACUGAACGCUGCCUGUUUCAAAAUGUGGAUGCCGAUGCCACCGGAUUACGUAAAGCCCUUGAUGACUUGACCUUGGAUAAAGCCAGUCUUGAAUCCCAAUUUGAGAGCCUAACAGAAGAACUUGCAUACCGCAAGAGAAACCAUGAAGAGGAGACGAAAUCCAUGCAAGGUGUCUCUAGUGAUGUGACAGUCCAGAUGGAUGCUGCUCCAGGUAUCAAUAUCCUUAAAAUCUUGAAUGACACCAGGUCUCAGUAUGAAGAGUUGGCUGAAGCAAAUCGCAAAAAGGCAGAGGAAGAAUACCAGCAAAAGAUCAGCGAGCUGAAAAGCGAGAUAUCUGACAGCAAUGAACAGAUUGAAUCAUAUAAGAAUCAAGUUAUGGAACUGAGACGCACUAUGCAGAAUUUGGAGAUUGAACUGCAGACACAGUGUGCCACGAAAACCUCUUUGGAGAACGCAAUGGCAGAGACAGAAGGUCGAUAUUAUGAUGAGCUGACCGAAAUUCAAAACAAGGUGAUGAUCCUGGAAGAUGAGCUGUCUCAGCUCCGACACGAACUGGAAAGCCAGUCACAAGAGUAUAAGAUUCUGCUGGACAUCAGAAGCAAGCUGGAGAAUGAGAUAGAGAUGUACCGCGAGCUUCUAGAAGAAGGAAGCGCAGAGCACGGCAAUAGUUAUGGUAAUGCUAAUGCUAAUGGUAACAGAUAUAAUAACAAUAAUCAUUCAUCAAGACAAGGAGGAAGGUCAGCUUCAUCUUCAGUCUCAGAUCAGAGAAGAAGCCGGGUAGUGACCGCAAUUACUGAAGAGAGAAUGGAUGGCAGAAUUGUCUCAACCAAAGUGAGCGAGAUCCAUCAGCAGAAAUAAAUCCAAAAACUCCAGUUGCUAUCUUACUUUUUCAACAAAACGGCUUAAAAUAUCAACCUGUUAGAAAUUAGAAAACUUUAAAGAGGUCACAGUAUACCACACACUGCUGGGAAUAUUCUGUAUUCCAGAGAACAGCUUUCUAAUGGGAUGUUAGGGAUGCCAUAGGAGGAAUGGUCUACCAAUACCAGGAUGGCAGUAAAAGAAGCCUAACAAAGAACACAGCUUCAUUGCCAAAAAAAUAUGUUAAUGAACCAUUUGUCUCGCUAACCAAAAAAUAUGUCUUUUAAUUAUUCUGAUUGGUCAACAAAAAAAAAUGAAAUUUGUCAAAAUGUGUACAGCUGCUUCAUUCCACUACCAUUAUCCCUGACAAUCAUUAGUUAUAUCUGCACUCUUGAAAUUCUAAUCUUUUUCCUUAUCAUUUAAUAAAUGCUGCUAUGUGCAAAGAUAUAAAUCUGA